Messenger RNA from Manihot esculenta (cassava), 1482 nucleotides. RefSeq names its product choline monooxygenase, chloroplastic. The transcript has 11 exons. Bases 56 to 1309 code for a protein of 417 amino acids. The record is from RefSeq and is a predicted model, not a curated record. Gene Ontology annotation, molecular function: 2 iron, 2 sulfur cluster binding; iron ion binding. NCBI's taxonomy places the organism in Eukaryota, Viridiplantae, Streptophyta, Magnoliopsida, Malpighiales, Euphorbiaceae.
AAAGGGAGAACUGAAGCAUGUAGUUUAUUUGCAAGCAACCGUCGAAGCAAAGACCAUGGCCAUCGCCACCGCUCUGAUCCCUUUUAAGCUUAUCAACGGUCGCCGCUUUCAAUCUAAAAAUCAUACUCCAAUUCUUGCUCAACGUCUGCAUUUCAAGGUCUCUUGCUGUGUUCUUAAUCCAAUCUCUCGCGAUUCUCACUAUCAGAAACUCGUGGAUGAAUUUGAUCCUCGCAUUCCGAUUGAGAAAGCCCUGACUCCACCCAGCUCUUGGUAUACAGAUCCUUCAUUUUAUGAGUAUGAGCUCCAUCGUGUCUUCUAUGGAGGCUGGCAGGCUGUUGGAUAUACUGAGCAGGUAAAGGAUCCUGGUGACUUUUUCACAGGAAGACUGGGAAAUGUAGAAUUUCUUGUGUGUAGAGAUAAUGAUGGCAAACUUCAUGCCUUCCACAAUGUUUGUCGCCAUCACGGCUCUCUUCUUGCAUCAGGAAGUGGGAAAAAGUCUUGCUUUGUAUGCCCUUAUCAUGCUUGGACUUAUGGUCUAGAUGGAGGACUUCUUAAAGCGACAAGAAUAACUGGGAUGCAAAAUUUCAAAGUAAAUGAGUUUGGGCUUAUUCCACUAAAUGUAGCUACUUGGGGGCCAUUUGUUCUUCUCAAUGUAGGCAAAGAGAGUUCAACUCAUCAAGAAGUUGAUGGCAAUAUGGUGGAAAGUGAAUGGCUUGGUAGCUGUUCUGAUGCACUCAAAACCAAUGGAGUUGAUUCUUCUUUGAGUUAUGUUUGUAGACGUGUAUACGAUAUUGAAUGUAACUGGAAGGUGUUCUGCGAUAAUUACUUAGAUGGUGGCUACCACGUCCCGCAUGCACAUAAAGCUCUGGCAUCUGGUUUGAAGCUUGAUUCUUACUCCACCAUAAUGUAUGAAAAGGUCAGUAUCCAAAGGUGUGAAGGUGGUUCAACUGGAAGUGAAGAGGAUUUUGGGCGGCUUGGAUCAAAAGCUUUAUAUGCUUUCAUUUAUCCUAAUUUUAUGAUCAACAGGUAUGGACCUUGGAUGGAUACCAACCUUGUGGUCCCACUAGGACCCACCAAAUGCCAAGUUAUAUUUGACUACUUUAUUGAAGGUUCUCACAAGGAUGACAAAGCUUUCAUUGAGAAGAGUCUAGAAGAUAGUGAGAGAGUACAGAUGGAGGAUGUUAUGCUUUGUGAAGGCGUUCAGAGGGGUCUUGAAACGCCCGCGUAUUGUAGCGGCAGAUAUGCACCCACGGUGGAGCAAGCUAUGCAUCAUUUCCACCUAUUGCUUCAUCAUCAUCUUAAAAUGUGAGUCUACUUAAUGCCUUAAUCACAACCUUCAUGGGUUACUCAGGCUUUUCUUAUUUUCUAUGUAAUUUGGUUGGGGUUGUCAAUAAUGGGAUAAAUUAUGUUGAUGGUAUCUCAAAUUACCUAAUCUUUAAUUAUGGUUAUUUUGAAUAAUACAAAAUCCCUUUUAAAAUUGUA